CUACGGCUCACGAGACCCCCUGGCAACGGCACCGGCGGCACCAUCUCCUCCUGCAAGAAAUCCCCACAGAAAUUGGAAAGAAAAAAAGUGAGCGAGGAAAACUACCGAGACCAACGACGGAGAGGAAGAGGGGAACAGGGAAGGGCGAAGCUGCUGCUGCCGCCCAUGGAUCGGAAGCUGGAGGAGGCGAGCAGCAAGCUCGCGUGGCUCAAGCUCGCCUGCGCGGAUGACGAGCGCGCCUGCACGGUGGGCGAGCUCGCCUCCUGCGCCGCCCUGCUCACGGAGCUCAAGGUUCUCCUCACAAAGUUCCCUAGCAUGCCACCAUCAUUUGAGAGGACACCUAAUGCAGUUGCGGAGCUGAAACUCGCAAGGUCCAUAUACGAGUUUGCUGUUAUCUUCAGCAUCAAAGUUAAGGACCAAGAUGCAUUUGAGAGGAACUUCUUCCAACUAAAAGUUUUCUACAUGGAUACAAGAGGCAUACUCCCACCCUCACCAGAAGAAUAUCGAAAUUUGGGGCUUAACCUUAUGAGGCUGUUGGCUGAGAACAGAGUAGCUGAAUUCCACACUGAGCUGGAACUUCUGCCCCCGAGAGCCUUAGACCACCCUUGCAUCAAAUAUGUAGUGGAGCUUGAGCAAUCCUUUAUGGAAGGUACCUACAACCGAGUAAUCAAUGGUCAGCAAGCUGUGCCACAUGAGACAUACCUCUAUUUCAAGGACCUUCUUGCUGAAACUAUUAGAGAUGAAAUAGCUGAUUGCAGUGGUCAGGCAUAUGAUCACUUGCCAGUGAAUGAUGUCAGGGACAUGCUGAUGUUUUCCUCUGAGCAACAGCUUCUGGAGUACAUAUCAGAGGCUCAACAUGAAUGGGAGGUUCAGAAUCAUUCAGUUCUUUUCCACAUGGCGAAGGUCCAACCCCGUGUCGGCAUACAAGCGCAUCAGAUGAUCAAGCGAUCUCUCUGCUACGCACGGGAGCUCGGGAGGAUCGUGUAAUCUGCGAAACAGUGUGGAUAUUAUCUGAUGAGCGGAUCCUAUAACUUGCAAAACGAGGUUGAUUUUGUCCCAUGUAGAUGUAUGUAGUCCGUGAUAUACUAGUAUUUUGUCCGACGAAACGAUCAGCCAAGAUGCCUGAUAGUCUUUUUUUUUUGAAACGGAUAGAUGCUAGAUAGUCAUGUCUCGUGAUAUGCGUUUUCUUUGCUGAAAUUGUUGAAUUUCUGUUGAAAACACAGGCUGGGGACUGCUUGAUGAUGCUCCCUGUUGUGAAAUUCAUUUCAUUUCAGUUCAGUUGGAUAUGUUCAGUUCCAGUA
This is a messenger RNA of Hordeum vulgare subsp. vulgare (domesticated barley), 1301 nucleotides long. Its product is annotated as 26S proteasome non-ATPase regulatory subunit 8 homolog A-like. Gene Ontology annotation, cellular component: nucleus; proteasome regulatory particle; cytosol. NCBI's taxonomy places the organism in Eukaryota, Viridiplantae, Streptophyta, Magnoliopsida, Poales, Poaceae. Gene Ontology annotation, biological process: proteasome-mediated ubiquitin-dependent protein catabolic process. The transcript is spliced from 6 exons. The coding region runs from base 166 to 987 and encodes 273 amino acids. The record is from RefSeq and is a predicted model, not a curated record.